GAGGAACAAGCCAUCCGACAUGGGGAAGAGAAGUCAAAGACCGGCUAGGCAGCAGGAGAACAACACAGGCUGCAUGUGGGGCCUCAUCGGCAUGCUCUAUUUCAGACGCGACGCCAAGUUCCUGUUGGACAGGAAGCAAGGAAGCAGAAGACACACUUUCAGUGGGUUUGCAGGUAGGGGACACUCAAGAAAGAAAUCCAGGGACUUUGAAGAAAUAGAUGAAGAUGCGGAUAACGUAGAGGAAUGCAAUGCAAGGAAACAAACUGUAAAAAGACUCAUGGAGGACGAGCUGGGUAAAGUAAAACAGAUGAAAAAGAUUCCCAGCGAUGAGGUUCAAAGAAUAUUAGCUGACCUGGGACAUGAUGUCUGUCUGGAGAAAAGCUCAAUGCAGAGUAGCAAACAGAACAGAACCAAAAGUCACAAUGCAAGCAGAGCCAUGGCUUCUCCGUCUGGUUUGCUGGAUCCAAGUGGUUCCAAGUCCAUGAAACAGGAAGAAGAAAAUGAUCUUGAACUUUCUUUGGCAGAUUUUGUGGGAGAACUCCAUAGGUACCACGAUGAAUGGCCACAUGAUGAUUGCAAAAGUAAGAGUGAACUGUGUCCAGAACUUAAGACCCUCAUCCAUACAAAGCUUAAUGAGUUGAAGAGUGCACCCUGUGAACUUGCUUAUGAGGAGGCUCCAGAUAGGGGGCAAAAGGAAACUUUUAAUGAAAAACAUCUUUGUGGCAGCAGACCAUAUCAAAAUAAACUCAUAGAUGAACCUGGGAUGCUAAGCCCAGAGAAGGAACUUUUCUUGAAGACACUUCAGAACCCAAGUCUGCAUGCUUUGGAGAAAGAGAGCACCCAAAGGAAUCAAAACAGACAGGUAGUGACCAAGUUAGAUCCAAGGAAAAUGGUUGAAAAAGGUGAAAAUACUAAGAAUUCGAAGCAGCAGGAGGUGGCUGUCAAAACACAUGGUAAAGAGGGCAGGCAUAUCUUUUUCUGGAGAAAAGAUAAAUCAGUUAUAAAGGGUACAUCAGAAGGAACCAAUAGUAGUAAGACAGUUAACAAAAUAGUUAUACUAAAGCCAAAUCCAAGAGGGAUUGAUACAGCUGUAGCUACAGCCUCUACAUGUUUGCAGCAGCAAUCUCCAAAAUACAGUGCAACAGAGAGUUCAAAAUUUUCAAUUAAGGAAGUCAGGAGGAGAUUCAAAAUUGUGACCAGUGGAACUAGAAGAGAAAGACCAUCAGUGUAUGAAGAUGAUUUGCAAAGAGAUUCACUUUGGAUCCAUGAUUCAGUUUUUACAGUCAGAAAGGAUUCUAAACAGGUACAUGAACGGACUUUAGCAUGGAAAGCUUCAGGUAUAGAUAAGGACGAUUUGAGACCUUCGACCAGUGGUAAACAAAAGCAAAGGAACGAUGAACUAGGUGAAAUUAACAGAGACAUAAUUACGUCUAAGUCCAUCUUCUAUGAAGAGGCGAAGAAACAUCUGACAGAUAUUCUAGAGUAUAAAAGUCAAAUAACCAAGCAUCCAACAGUUCAUACCUCAAAGUCCUUGAUAGGAAUGCUUUCCCUCCCUCAAUGCAAUGCAUCAUCACCUAGGAGUAGCCCCAGGGUAAAAGACUGCAUUGACCUUUCACCUGAAGAGACAAAUAUUUCUGCCAUUCACAAGGCUGGGAGGACAGAAUAUGCAAAAGAAACAGAUCAGUCUGACGAAGAUUCAGGGAGUGUUGCAUGUGGAGUGCUGGAUGGCAAGGCUAAUCAAGAUAGACACUCCAUGAAACAAGAAACUGAACAAGAUGGUGACAUUGUGCACAUUGAAGAAAUUGCCAAGCCAGCUUGCUCCGAAACAAUGUGUAGUGCAGAGACAAUCCUAAAAGAGCAGUGGAGAUGUAACUCACUGCCCGAAAUGGUUGAAGGAGUAGAACCUGAUAGAGAACAAGCAGGGAUGUUGCUGAGCUAUCCUGAGAAUGCGGUCGAUAGUCUAGAGCAACAAGAACCAAAAACUCCCAGAUCAAGUCCAUCACUUGAACUUAUAUCACAAAUUUCACCCGAAGGAAACCAUGAAAAGCAAGAGCAACCCAGUCCUGUAUCUGUUCUCGAUCCUUUCUUCCAUGAAGAUGUUGACAGUCCUGAUCAUGAAACUAUGAUAAAACGUAAGUUGCAUCAAGAUAUGACGAUGGCCCACACACCAGAUGUUAUAUCAGACCAAGGGGUUUUCUGGGAGGACGAGGAUGCCAGGAUAGGUUACAUAAAAGCAAUGCUGGAGCUAUCAGAACUAUACACAUGCCAAAACCUAGAGGUGUGGUAUCUAGAAGAUGAAUUGAUCAGCCCGUGCUUGGUUGAAGAACUACAUCAAGGCAAUCAAGCAGACGAUCUAAAGCUCCCUUUUGAUUGUACCUGUGAAGCUAUAACAGUAAUCCAGGAGACAUAUUUUAGAAACCCUCCUUGUUUAUCUUUUCUCAGGCACAAGAUACAGCCACCUCCAAUGGGAGAAAACCUCAUCCAAGAAAUAAAUAAGCAUAUCGAGAGACAUCUCCAUAAUCAAUUUCCGAGAACAUUGAACCAGCUAGUUAACAUAGAUCUGGAAGAUGGCACUUGGAUGAAUCUUCAAUUGGAAAGUGAAGAGAUUGUUGUUGAUACAUGGGAGUUCAUACUAGAUGAACUGUUGGAAGAGGUCGCUAAUGAUUUGUUGAUUUGAAGCUUAAAUUCCCUAGUUACUACUGCCAUUUUUCUCUGCUAUCUGUAGACUGGAUAUAGAAUGGAUAGUCAUGAUUCAUAAGUAGAAGUUAUAUUACUGACAGUAAGCUGUCUGCAUGGCAGAAUCAAGACUCAAGAGGACCAGUAGACCACACAAAUAUUGUGUGUUAGGACUGCUUUUUAGUUUGAUCAAUACAACUUGGGAGUUUAAGCACCACGGGAUCUUCCUGACACUGAAAGAUACCAGAGCAGCAUAAAUGCAUAAUGCCACAGAUUCAUCAUCCGUGCACAGCACAUUGACUUAACAGAUUUGGAAGGUGAUAGUUCUGCCGUGUACCUCUAUUGCAGCAGAAGCACAAUAUUAUGAAGCUGAGUACUAAACAAUUUCGUGUUGUUCUUCUAGCCCCUCGUGUGCAUUAUUGUUAUUUGUGUGUACCAGUGUACAGCUGUGUGUGAAUUUUCAGUAAAGCGUGAAUGUGUUUAUCACAUGUAUAUACAUAACUAAUCAAAGAAUAUAAUUUCUUUUCAGUUAUUUGGGAUGGAAUUUUGUUUUUCCUGGUUGAAUGACUGUAAUGCAAUGUUGACAUUUGAUGAAUGCAGGCAUGCAU
Oryza brachyantha (malo sina) is the source of this 3284-nucleotide messenger RNA. RefSeq lists its product as uncharacterized. Bases 20 to 2677 code for a protein of 885 amino acids. The record is from RefSeq and is a predicted model, not a curated record. Lineage: Eukaryota; Viridiplantae; Streptophyta; Magnoliopsida; Poales; Poaceae. The transcript is spliced from 6 exons.